CCCAACACAGACCUACAAGAACACUAAAUCUAAACAAAAAUCAAAAUGUUCAAAUUGGUGGUGUUGUCUGCUCUUUUGGCCGUAGCCGCAGCUAAACCCAGUUAUCUUCACGGAGCUGCUCUCUCAUACGCCGCACCAGCUAUUGCAGCUCCAGCUUAUGCAGUUCCAUCAGCAGUCAGUUAUCAAGCUAGAACCGACGUUGUCAGCAAACCAAUUGUAGCAACCGCUUAUGCAGCUGCUCCAGUUGUUGCUCAUGCCGCUCCCGUUGUUGCUGCAGCUCCAGUUGUUGCUGCCGCUCCAGCUGUCUCAAUCCCAACCGCGGUUAGUUAUCAAGCUAGAACCGACGUCGUCAGCAAACCAAUUGUAGCUACCACUUAUGCCGCUGCCGCCCCAGUUGUUGCUGCUUACGGAGGUUAUGGUAGUUAUGGAGGUUACGGAGCUUACGCUGCCCCAGUUGUGAAGUCUUAUGGUUAUGCUGCCCCCGCACUUGUUAAAUCAUACGGCCAUUAUUGCACGAAUUUCCACCAUUCGGCAUCAGUCCAUCGACUCAACCUUUACAACACAGACCUACCCGAGCUAAAUCUUCAAUUCAAGAUGUUCAAAUUGGUGGUGUUGUUCGCUCUCUUGGCCAUCGUUGCCGCCAAACCUGGUUAUUACGGAGCCGCCGUCGCUUAUACAGCCCCGGCAGUUGCCGUCCCUUCAGCAGUCAGUUAUCAAGCUAGAACAGAUGUCAUCAGCAAACCGGUUGUAGCCACCACGUAUGCUGCUCACGCUCCAGUUGUCGCCGCUUAUUCCGCUCCUUAUACUUAUGGAUAUGGAUACGCUGCCGCUCCAGCUGUGUCGAAGUAUUAUGGGGGAUAUGGAUACGCUGCACCACUUCACUACUAUUAAGAAUGGUUAAGAGAGGGAAAAUGAUGAUGAUUUGGAUU
This is a messenger RNA of Onthophagus taurus, 929 nucleotides long. NCBI's taxonomy places the organism in Eukaryota, Metazoa, Arthropoda, Insecta, Coleoptera, Scarabaeidae. The record is from RefSeq and is a predicted model, not a curated record.